Messenger RNA from Fibroporia radiculosa, 1047 nucleotides. RefSeq lists its product as uncharacterized. The transcript has 5 exons. The record is from RefSeq and is a predicted model, not a curated record. Gene Ontology annotation, biological process: protein targeting to vacuole; Golgi to endosome transport; Golgi to vacuole transport. Lineage: Eukaryota; Fungi; Basidiomycota; Agaricomycetes; Polyporales; Fibroporiaceae. The coding region runs from base 1 to 1047 and encodes 348 amino acids. Gene Ontology annotation, cellular component: Golgi apparatus.
AUGAGUCGAGAUGGAGGGUUUACUUGGGAGGAGGUACAAAAAGAUGCGCACCUUUGGGAAUUCGGCGAUUCUGGAUCUAUCCUCAUCAUGGCAAACGAUGAGGAACCCACCGACCACAUAUUAUUCAGCACUGACGAAGGCCGUAACUGGAGAGAGUACAUAUUUGGCGAUGAAAAGAUGCGCGUCAAGGAGAUUGUAACCGUGCCGUCAGACACCAGUAGAAGAUUUAUACUCAUGGGCUACUACCCUCGUUCUCCUGUAGUGCACGCGGCUGUGCACAUUGACUUCUCUUCGUUGAUAACGAAGAAGUGCAUUCUCGAUCUCAAUCAUCCCGAGGAUGAUGACUUCGAGUUGUGGAGUCCAAACGAACUCCGCAACGAGCUGUGUCUAUUUGGCCGCCAAGUACUCUAUCAUCGCCGAAAACGCGACGCAAAUUGCGUUGUCGGAAAGUUGCUAGAAUCCAAAGAAAAUUUUGUCAAGAACUGUGCAUGUGAGGACGUCGACUUUGAGUGCGAAUACAACUACAAGAGAAAUGCUAGUGGCGAAUGUGUGCCCGUCCCGGGGACACAGCCUCUAGCGAGCGACGACACUUGCAUAACUGGGGAUUACUGGUAUGAGCGUACCGCGUACCGAAAGAUACAUCAUUCCAGCUGCGAAGGAGGCAUUCGUCUUGAUCGUGGCCUUGAGCACCCGUGCCCGGGUUACAAGAAUCAUGGAGCGUUUUUCUGGUUCAUAUUCCUCGUCAUUCCAUUCGCAUUUGCGGGCCUUGUUGGUUGGUACUAUUAUCGUAAAAAUGGCUUUGCGAGAGGAACCAUUCGGCUACCGGGUGGGGAUGCGGGCCGAAACUACAACUAUUACAGUGAUUCUAGCCUUAGCGCAACAAUUGUGUCCAUCCCAUGGUAUCUCAUGGGCCUCGCAAGUAUGGUAUGGGAAGCGGUCUCAUCAAGACUUGGCAGUGCAACUGGUGGGAUGCGUGGACGCAAUGGUUACCGGACGGUCCCUGUCGAUGAGGAUGCUCAGAUCCUGCGAUUUGAAGAUGAUGAUUAG